This is a messenger RNA of Penicilliopsis zonata CBS 506.65, 2030 nucleotides long. RefSeq lists its product as hypothetical. The record is from RefSeq and is a predicted model, not a curated record. Gene Ontology annotation, molecular function: GTPase activator activity; metal ion binding. Lineage: Eukaryota; Fungi; Ascomycota; Eurotiomycetes; Eurotiales; Aspergillaceae. The transcript is spliced from 5 exons. Gene Ontology annotation, cellular component: Golgi apparatus. Gene Ontology annotation, biological process: endoplasmic reticulum to Golgi vesicle-mediated transport; endocytosis; intra-Golgi vesicle-mediated transport. The coding region runs from base 270 to 2030 and encodes 586 amino acids.
CGCCUACUCAUCUAGUAUCCAAUAGAUUUUUCAAUGUUUAUCCAUAAUAAUCUGCGAUUCAAUCAGCAUACAUUCUGCACAUAAGGUACGACUCGUCUCCCGCAUCGGGCACCGGCCUCGCUGCCUCAGGCGCCCACGCCGUCACCGCACCCGCCACUUUGUCCUGUCCGUCCCAUCGUUCUCUCCUCGUGCCCACCCCUCGAGACUAAGUUGACUGCUCAACUCUCCAGAUUACUAGAACAAUAAAACGAUUCGAGAGACCUUUCGACAUGUCUCGCCGUGCCACCCCGGACCGGGCGGCGCAGAACCAACAGACGAUCAAGACCCUGUUGAAGCUCGAGUCGAAUAAGACCUGUGCCGACUGCAAGCGCAACAAGCAUCCGCGAUGGGCGUCAUGGAACCUGGGUAUCUUCAUUUGCAUCCGAUGCUCGGGCAUUCACAGGGGCAUGGGCACCCAUAUCAGCCGGGUCAAAUCGGUGGAUCUGGACUCAUGGACGGAUGAACAGCUGCAGAGUGUGGUACGGUGGGGGAACAGUAGGGCCAACAAGUAUUGGGAGGCUAAGUUGGCGCCCGGACAUGUUCCUUCGGAAGCGAAGAUAGAGAAUUUCAUUCGCACAAAGUACGAGUCCAAGAGAUGGGUGAUGGACGGUCCGAUGCCCGACCCGGCUACGCUCGACGAUGGAGAUGAUGAUGUGCCUCUGGCGGUGGUCCAGGAGAAGGCGAAGAUCGAACGUUCGGCAUCGCAGCGCGGGGGGGCUUCUGGUUUGCCCGCAGCCCCGCGACGACAAGCCCCGACGAUUGAUUUCUUCGGCGACACGGAAACAAUCUCACCUCCAGUCCGCCCGAGCACGACGGAACCUGCGCCGCGCGCAGUGCCCAAGGAGUCUCAGCCUGCACCCAAGACACAUCGACCUGCAGAUUCGCUGCUCGGGCUAGACUUCUUCGGCAGCACCCAGCCAGCUGCUCCCAACCGUCCCGCGAGCACCACUCCUACGGGAGUGGCAGGCCUGUCUCGCCCGGACCUCAAGCAGUCGAUUCUCUCCCUUUACUCGAAACCCGCUCCGGCCCCGGCGCAGCAUGAGCGGACCUCCUCAUUCGGAGACCUGACCUCCCCCAUGCCGUCAUCGGCGCAGCCGCAGUCAUCCUCGACACUUGGUGGGAUAACCGAUGCGUUCAGCGGACUGACUUUCCCGUCGGCCAGUACCACGAUGAAACCUGUCGAGAAAGCAUCCCCGUUUGCCAGUCUGGCCACCUACACUAGCCCCAAGUCCUCGCUCGCGGCUCCCAAAGUCACUUCACCCUCACCUGGCACCAGCGGCGGUGGGCUGUUUGACAGUCUCACGUCGCCCAACCCCCCGGUUCCCAACCCGCAGGGACGCACGUCUUCGAUCUCGUCCAACGGAUUUUCGAACGAUCUGGGUGGCUUCUCGAGCUUUGUCUCUCCGUCGACAACAGCAACGAAGCCUAACGUGCCUCCUCCUUCCUCCGCUCUCUCCAACGACCUGUUUGGAUUCUCUUCUCCGGCUUCUGCGCCUGCUCCUGUCGCAGCAGCUCCCAAGUCACCCAGCAUUUCCUUCCCCCAGCAAGAAAUCAGGUCUGCUUUCAACCUCUCUGCCCCGGCGCCUGCGCCUGCUCCCAAACCGGCCGUCCCCGCAACUACGUCUGUCUUCUCCUCUGCCGUGAUGGAUCCCUGGGGCGGAAACGCAUGGAACACCCCCGAGCCCGCCGCCCCCGCCGCCCCGGCGCGUUCGAUCACCACCACCACCACCGCUACCGCCCCCACCAACCCUUCUUCCAUGAUGAGGGUUCCUGACACUUUAACAGCCAAUGACUUCGGAGCUGGUUGGGGUGCGCCAUCUGCUAGCAUCAGUAAGCCGGCGGCCACGGUGGCCGAAGACGAGGAUUUCGGCGGAUGGACCAGCGCCGCGCCGGUAGCCUCGACAACGACGACGACGACGACGAACACUAGUGGCAAAGCGGCUGGCGGGUUCGGCGGAUCAGACGACCUGUUUUCCAAUGUCUGGGAAUGA